Diorhabda carinulata is the source of this 1449-nucleotide messenger RNA. Its product is annotated as phosphate carrier protein, mitochondrial-like. The coding region runs from base 188 to 1261 and encodes 357 amino acids. Gene Ontology annotation, cellular component: mitochondrial inner membrane. Gene Ontology annotation, biological process: mitochondrial phosphate ion transmembrane transport. Gene Ontology annotation, molecular function: phosphate transmembrane transporter activity. The record is from RefSeq and is a predicted model, not a curated record. The transcript is spliced from 4 exons. NCBI's taxonomy places the organism in Eukaryota, Metazoa, Arthropoda, Insecta, Coleoptera, Chrysomelidae.
CCUUGGAUGUAUUUUAAACUAAUUUUGACACGCCCUUGAACAUUGACCGAAUACCACGUGCUCUUUUACUGCACACAAAACCAUGCGCAGCCGCGUAGGCUUAAAAUCCAUUUUACAAGUAGCAAGCAGCCACCUUUUGCUGCAGGUCGGCCAUAAUUAAACAAGGACCAAAUCGACCAGAGAAAAGAUGUUUUCUUCCUUUUUCAACCGGGCUUCUUGUCAGGCUUCACAAGAAAAUACGUUACCAACUCCAGCAGAAGACAACACAUCUAGGGGCUUAGUAAAAUCAUUAGUUGCUGGUAGACAAAUAGCGGCUGCCGCUGUUGCUGAAGGAGAUAGUUGUGAAUUUGGUUCUUCAUACUAUUUUGCUUUAUGUGGUCUAGGAGGAGUACUAUCUUGCGGUAUCACCCACACAGCUGUAGUACCUCUUGAUUUAGUAAAAUGUCGUCUUCAAGUAGAUCCAGCUAAAUACAAAAAUGUGUUCUAUGGUUUCAAAGUAACACUUAAAGAAGAUGGUGCAAGAGGUCUUGCUAGGGGUUGGGCACCCACUUUCUUCGGUUACUCUGCCCAAGGUCUCUGCAAAUUUGGUUUUUAUGAAGUUUUCAAAGUAUUUUACUCUGAUGUUAUUGGAGAAGAAAAUUCAUAUUUAUAUAGAACAUGGUUGUAUUUAGCAGCUUCAGCAUCUGCUGAAUUCAUAGCUGAUAUUGCUCUAUCACCCAUGGAAGCUGCUAAAGUUAAAAUUCAAACUACACCUGGAUUUGCCAAUACUUUACGUGAAGCUUGGCCUAAAAUAUACAAAGAAGAAGGACUAAAUGGUUUCUACAAAUCCCUUGUUCCCUUGUGGAUGAGACAAAUUCCAUACACGAUGAUGAAGUUCGCCUGUUUCGAACGUACUGUAGAAAUUCUGUACAAAUAUGUAGUACCUAAACCACGUUCUGAAUGCUCUAAAGGUGAACAGUUGAUUGUUACAUUCGCAGCCGGUUACAUUGCUGGUGUAUUCUGUGCUAUUGUAUCUCAUCCUGCCGAUACUGUAGUCAGUAAAUUGAACCAAGAAAAAGGAUCAACAGCUUUAGAAGCUGCCAAGAAAUUGGGAUGGGGAGGUUUAUGGAAGGGAUUAACACCUAGGAUUGUUAUGAUUGGUACAUUGACUGCUUUGCAGUGGUUCAUUUAUGAUGCCUUCAAGGUCGCCAUGAAGAUGCCACGUCCACCACCACCAGAAAUGCCCGAAUCCCUUAAGAAAAAGUUAGAAGCACAGAAAUAGGGAAUUAAUUUAUUUUAAAAAUGUAAAUUAGGAAAGAAGACAAGAAAAAAGGAUACAGUAUUCUCAUUAGCCUGGUCUAAAAACUAUUACAUUCAUUAAUUUUGAUACUUUUAAGUGAAUUUACAUCUUUGGUCACUUAUUUUAGAUUGUACAUAGAUUAUAAGAUCAAUAUACUGUUGAACUCCGUU